AUGAAGAUACUCGCAGCAGGAACCACAGCUGCGGUAGUGACCUCGACGGCAUUCCUUCCCGCGACGCACGGCUGGUGGGACAACGGGCACAUGCUCGUCGGCGAGGUGGCCAAGCAGCUUAUGAACGAGGCAGACGUCAUUACGAUUGAGAGCAUUCUAUCCAAAUGGAACGAAGACUUUCCCAAUACUGGCGAGAUCACUACGAGUGCGGUUUGGAUGGAUCUCAUCAAAUGCACAUCUGUCAGUUCAUACUGCCAGUCCCCUUUAACUCCUUCCAUCACGAGUAUGAGUGAUUGGCACUAUAUCGAUCUGCCCGUGAACAUUAACGGCGACAAGUGGGAAGAUAAAGACGCCGAUCUGUCCCUGUUUGACGACACCAUGGGAGGUGACGCUGUGUCGGUCAUUGAAGGAGCGUUGAAGUCCUUCAAGACGACCAAGUCGAGCUGGGCUGUCAACCUGUUCCUUCGCAACUUCAUCCACAUCUUCGGUGACCUUCACCAGCCUCUCCACACAGUCGCCGGUGUCAGUGAAGCCUUCCCGGAAGGCGAUGGUGGCGGUAACAGCGAGUACUUCGUGUCUCCGUGUGCCUUCAGCAACCUACACGCUGUCUGGGAUGCAGCCGGCGGUCUCUACAGCUUGAACAACUGGGCACUCGACAUCGACGACUUCAAGUCGACGCUUCAGAGCAACGCCACAGAGCUCAUCUCUCUGCUGCCAAACAUCUCAGACACCUUGAACUUCUCUCAAUACGAGAACGCGACAUACAACGAGCUCUACACGGCGCUAGUAACCAACUCGGGACUGCGCGAGGUGAUCCUCGAGACCUACUCGUACGCUGAUACGGUAGUCUACAGCGGAUUGGACCUCAACGCGACCAGUUCAGGCAACUAUCCGUGUCCGUCGUCCUCCUACCUCUCCAUGGCUGGUGAAAUCUCACAGAAACGCAUUGCGAUGGGCGGCAGUCGUCUCGCUAUUAUCCUCAAACACUUUGCAGCCCAAGUUCGUGCACUUGGUCUGGCAGAUUAACGAGUAAGCUCAUCAGGUGGAAUAACAAGUUCAUAAGGUGGACUUGUUAUUCCAGCCAUUCGUAAUAAAUUCAUGAACUCGUUCAGAUUUUACGUGACACUAAAAACUUGCAGCCGAGAUAAAUGCACGACUUGAGCACUG
Molecule: messenger RNA, 1167 nt
Organism: Phytophthora nicotianae INRA-310
Lineage: Eukaryota; Oomycota; Peronosporomycetes; Peronosporales; Peronosporaceae
Exons: 1
Coding region: 1-1026 (341 amino acids)
Biological process (GO): DNA catabolic process
Molecular function (GO): endonuclease activity; nucleic acid binding
Source: RefSeq, a predicted model, not a curated record